This is a messenger RNA of Pungitius pungitius (ninespine stickleback), 7559 nucleotides long. It is a transcript of the gene myo10, whose product is annotated as myosin X. The coding region runs from base 281 to 6514 and encodes 2077 amino acids. Gene Ontology annotation, molecular function: plus-end directed microfilament motor activity; phosphatidylinositol-3,4,5-trisphosphate binding; ATP binding. The transcript is spliced from 42 exons. NCBI's taxonomy places the organism in Eukaryota, Metazoa, Chordata, Actinopteri, Perciformes, Gasterosteidae. Gene Ontology annotation, cellular component: myosin complex; cytoskeleton; filopodium. Gene Ontology annotation, biological process: regulation of cell shape; cytoskeleton-dependent intracellular transport; signal transduction. The record is from RefSeq and is a predicted model, not a curated record.
UCGGGAUCUCCGCGCACCGGUCGGACCGGGCGGCUCAGUGAGUGCGCGUCUCCGAAGUUUGAACCGACUUCCCGUCGGACUCCCGAGCAACAGGCGGACGGAGCCGAGGACUACCGGGACACGCGGGGACACGGGUCCGGGACCCGGAGGACUACUCCCGAACCACCAGGGAGCUGUUAGGGGGACAUGCUGUGAGCUCCUGCUGCAGAGACAAAGAGGGAGGUGCACGCUGGCCGGAGAGAGAGCUCCUCCGACCCAUGCGUCGGGCUGACGAGGAGAGAUGGACAACUUCUUCACGGAGGGUGACCGGGUCUGGUUACGGGAGGACGAGCAGUACCUCCCCACCACUGUGUCCUCGUGCUCCGGGGGGGUGGUGGCCUUCGCCACGGACUACGGCCAGGUGUUCACCUACAAGCAGAAUGCCCUCAGCAGGCAGAAGGUGCAGCCCAUGCACCACAGCAGCAUCCGAGGGGUGGAGGACAUGUCGGCCCUCGAGGACCUUCACGACGGCGCCAUCAUGCACAACCUCUUCCUGCGCUACCAGCAGAGACACAUCUACACCUACGUCGGCUCCAUCCUGGCGGCGGUGAACCCGUACCAGCCCCUCGCCGGCCUCUACGACCGGCCGACCAUGGAGGCCUACAGCCGCCACCACCUGGGCGAGAUCUCCCCGCACAUCUUCGCCGUGGCCAACGAGUGCCUCCGCUCGCUGUGGAAGAGGCUGCAGAACCAGUGCGUGCUCAUCAGUGGAGAGAGCGGCGCCGGGAAGACGGAGAGCACCAAGCUGAUCCUGAAGUUCCUGUCGGCCAUGAGUCAGCACUCCCUGGAGGUGUCCUCCAGAGACGGGACGUCCCACGUGGAGGAGUCGCUGCUGCAGAGCAGUCCCAUCAUGGAGGCCUUUGGAAACGCCAAGACGGUCUACAACAACAACUCCAGCCGCUUCGGGAAGUUUGUCCAGCUGCACUUUAGCCAGAAGGGCAACAUCCAGGGGGGGCGCAUCGUGGACUACCUUCUAGAAAAGAACCGAGUAGUCCGACAGAACCCAGGAGAGAGGAACUACCACAUCUUCUACGCGCUGCUGGCAGGAACCAACAGCCAGCAGAGAGAGGCCUUCUCACUGACCCCCCCCGACACCUUCCACUACCUGAGGGGGUCCAGCUGUCUCUCUGAUUCCACCAUCAACGACAGCGGCACCUUCCAGGCUGUUCAGAAUGCAAUGCGGACGAUGCAGUUCACGGAGGAGAACAUCGGGGAGAUCCUGCGCCUCCUGGCCGCCGUCCUCCACGCCGGGAACAUCGAGUUCAUGACGGCCGGAGGAGCGCAGGUCUCCUCCAAGUCAGCUCUGAGCCGGACCUCCGACCUCCUGGGGCUGAACCCGGAUCAGCUGGCCGAGGUGCUGACCCACCGCUCCAUGAUCCUCAGGGGCGAGAUGAUCUCCACCCCGCUCACCGUGGAGCAGGCCGUGGACUCCAGGGACUCCAUGGCCAUGGCGCUCUACUCGCGCUGCUUCAACUGGAUCAUCUGCAGACUCAACCAGCGCAUCCGGGGCCCCGAGGACUUCCGCUCCAUUAGCAUCCUGGACAUCUUCGGCUUCGAGAACUUCCAGGUCAACCGCUUUGAGCAGUUCAACAUCAACUAUGCAAAUGAGAAGCUUCAGGAAUAUUUCAACAAGCACAUUUUCUCUCUGGAGCAGCUGGAGUACAACAAGGAAGGCCUGGUCUGGGUCGACAUCAACUGGAUGGACAAUGGAGAGUGUCUGGACCUGAUCGAGAAGAAACUGGGCCUCCUGGCGCUGAUGAACGAGGAGAGUCACUUCCCCAAAGCCACCGACUCCACCUUACUGGAGAAACUCCACAGCCAGCACUCGAAGAACUCCUUCUACGUGAAACCUCGUGUUGCUGUGCACAACUUCGGAGUGCGUCACUACGCAGGAGAGGUGGUGUACGACGUGAGGGGGACGCUGGAGAAGAACAGAGACACGUUCAGAGACGACAUCCUCCACCUGCUGAGGGAGAGCAGGUUGGACUUCGUCUACGACUUGUUCGAACACGUGAGCAGCCGAAACAAACAGGACACCCUGAGGAGCAGCUCCAAGAGCCGGAGGCCCUCCGUCAGCACCCAGUUCAAGGAUUCCCUGCACUCGCUGAUGGCCACGCUCAGCACCUCCAACCCCUUCUUCAUCAGAUGCAUCAAGCCCAACACGCACAAGAUGCCUGAUCAGUUCGACCAGACGCUGGUCCUGAACCAGCUCCGCUACUCUGGCAUGUUGGAGACGGUGAAGAUCCGACGCGCCGGCUUCCCGGUCCGGAGACCUUUCCAGGACUUCUGCUCCAGGUACAAGGUGCUGAUGCGGGGCGCGGGGGCGUCGGACGACCACAGGGGGCGCUGCAUCCAGCUGCUGCACCGCUACGACAGCAGCAGCACGGAGUGGCAGCUGGGAAAGACCAAGGUGUUCCUCCGGGAGUCUCUGGAGCAUCGCCUGGAGAAGCAGAGGGAGAUGGAGGUUCUGAGGGCCGCCGUGAUCAUCCAGGCCCACGUCCUGGGCUACAUGGCCCGGAAGCAGUACAGGAAGCUGCUGCAGUGCAUUGUGGUCAUCCAGAAGAACUACCGGGCCUUCUACUGGAGGAGGAAGUUCCUGCUGGUCCGCUGGGCGGCGCUGACCUUCCAGAAGCGAGCGAGAGGCCAGCUGGCCCGCCGGGCCUUCGGCCGGCUGCUGGAGGAGAGGAAGAGGAGGAGGAGGGAGGAGGAGGAGGAGACGGAGCGGCGGAGGAGGAGGGAGGAGGAAGAGGUGGAGAGGAGGAGACAGCAGCUGGAGGCCGAGAGACUCGCCACAGAGGCGGAGGAGGCCAGACGCCUGGAGGAGCUUCACCAGGAGCUGGCCUCUCUGGCUCCUCCUCAUCGAGCAGCAGACGCCUCGGAGGAGGCGGAGUCGGCGGAGGCCCCCGAGGAGGCGGAGUUGGCGGACGAGGCCAUUCGUCCUCACGAGGCCACCCAGGUGGAGGAGAUCCUGCGGCUGGAGCGGGAGAUCCAGUCGCUGCAGAGGCUGAAGGAGCGGCAGGAGCUCUCCCUGACGGAGGCCUCCCUGCACCGCCUGCAGCUCCUCCGCGACCAGGAGCUCCGGCGCCUGGAGGACGAGGCCUGCAAGGCGGCGCAGCAGUUCCUCGACUCGCUGAACUUCGACGAGAUCGACGAGUGCGUGAGGAACAUCGAGAGCUCGCUGGGGGGGGGCGGAGCGGAGGGGAAGGAGGGCGGCGAGGGGCGGGGCCGCGAGGAGGAGGAGGUCGACGAAGGGUUCGGGGCGGACGACGAGGCCUUCAAGGACUCGCCCAACCCGAGCGAGCACGGCCACUCGGAAGGCCAGCGGACGAGCGGCAUCCGCACCAGCGACGACUCGUCCGAGGAGGACCCCUACGCCAACGACGGGGCGACCCCCCCCCUGCCUCUGCCGCCGCCGCCGAACCCCCUGCAGCACCAGCCGCUGCCUCUGCCGCCGGUGCCCACCCCCUGCCACAGCGCCCCGUCCCGAGGGGACUCGUCCGAGGCCCAGUCCGACGUGGAGCUCAUACCGCCGGACGAGGAUUCGGACUACGACCAGGACGACUACGACGAGGGCGCCGUCGUGUCCAGCGGCAGCGUGGCCUUCUCCAACCCCCACAGCGACCAGUGGUCCCCCGACUACCGCGGCUCCGUCGGCACCUACAACAGCUCAGGGGCCUACCGCUUCAGCUCGGAGGGGGCCCAGUCCUCGUUCGAGGACAGCGAGGACGACUUCGACAGGUUCGACACCGACGACGAGGUGUCGUAUCGGCGGGACUCGGUCUACAGCUGCGUCACGCUCCCGUACUUCCACAGCUUCCUCUUCAUCAAAGGCGGCCUGAUCAACACGUGGAAGCGGCGCUGGUGCGUCCUGAAGGACGAGACCUUCCUGUGGUUCCGGGCCAAGCAGGAGGCCCUGAAGCAGGGCUGGCUGCACAAGAAGGGGGGGGGCUCGUCCACGCUGUCGCGCCGCAACUGGAAGCGCCGCUGGUUCGUCCUGCGGCAGAGCACGCUCACCUACUUCGAGAACGACGGCGAGGAGAAGAUGAAGGGCGUGCUGGACAUGCACGACGCCAAAGAAAUCAUCGACAACACGGGGAAGGAGAACGGAAUCAACAUUGUGAUGCCGGAGAGGACCUACCACCUGAUCGCAGAGUCCGCCGAGGACGCCAGCCAGUGGUUCAGCGUGCUGAGUCAGGUCCACGGCUCCACGGAGCAGGAGAUCCGAGAGAUGCACCACGAGCAGGCCAACCCCCAGAACGCCGUGGGCACGCUGGAUGUGGGGAUGAUCGAUUCGGUUUGUGCAGCGGAUAAUCCAGAGAGGCCCAACUCCUUCGUCAUGAUCACGGCCAACCGCGUGCUGCACUGCAACGCCGACACGCCGGAGGAGAUGCACCACUGGAUCACGCUGCUGCAGCGCUCCAAAGGAGACACGCGCGUGGACGGCCAGGAGUUCAUCAUCCGAGGCUGGUUGCACAAGGAGAUGAGGAACAGCUCCAAAGCCUCUCUGAAGCUGAAGAAGCGCUGGUUCCUGCUCACACACAACUCCCUGGACUACUACAGGAGCUCGGAGCGCGGCGCCCUGAAGCUCGGAACGCUGGUGCUCAACAGCCUCUGCUCCGUGGCGCCGCCCGACGAGCGGCUCUACAAGGACACCGGCUACUGGAGCAUCGUCGUCUACGGGCGCAAACACUCGUACCGACUCUGCUGCAAGCUGCUGAACGAGGCGGCGCGCUGGGCCAGCGCCGUCCAGAACGUCAUCGACACCAAGGCGCCCGUGGACACGCCCACCCAGCAGCUCAUCCGCGACAUCAAGGAGAACUGUUUGAACUCGGAGGUGGUGGAGCAGAUCUACAAGAGGAACCCCAUCCUUCGCCACAGCCACCACCCGCUGCACGCGCCGCUGCUGCCGCUGCCCUACGGCGACAUCCACCUGAGCACGCUGAGGAACAGCAGCUGCACCACGCUGCAGGAAGAAGGCCUGAAGGUGUUCAGCUCCCUGCAGCACCUGGAGGGCGUGGCCGACCCGGUGCCCGUCAUCCAGGGCGUCCUGCAGACCGGCCAGGAGCUCAAGCCGCUGCGGGACGAGCUGUACUGUCAGCUGAUCAAGCAGACGGUGCGGCCGCCGCAGCCCGGCAGCCCCGGGAACCUCUGCAGCUGGAAGAUCCUGGUCUGCAUGUCCUGCACCUUCCUGCCGACCAGGAGCAUCCUCAGAUACCUCAAGUUUCACCUGAAGAGGACUCGGGAGCUGCUGCCCGGCUCGGAGAUGGACCGCUACGCCGCCUUCGCCCUGGACUCCCUGAAGAAGACCCGAGCCAGGGAGAACGUCCCGUCGCAGGAGGAGAUCCGCUCCAUCGUGUCCCGGCAGGACAUGAGCACCACGGUCCACUGCCACGGAGGAGGCUCCUGCAAGAUCACCAUUAACUCCCACACCACAGCUGGAGAGGUGGUGGAGAAGCUGAUCCGAGGUCUGGCCAUGGAGGACAGCAGGAACAUGUUCGCUCUGUUCGAACACAACGCCUCCACGGAGAAAGCCAUCGAGAGCCGCGCCGUGGUCGCCGACGUCCUCGCCAAGUUUGAAAAACUGUCGGCCAGCCCCGACGAACGCAACACGGGGUGGAGGUUUUACUUCAAGCUCUACUGCUUCCUGGACACGGAAAACGUCCCCAAGGACAGCGUGGAGUUUGCCUUCAUGUUCGAACAGGCCCACGAAGCCGUCAUCAGCGGUCAGUACCCGGGCCCCGAGGAGGCCCUCCAGUUCCUGGCCGCCCUGAGGCUUCAGUACCUGCAGGGCGACCACGGCCCCCCCCCGGCCAACGUCCCCGACAUGUCCCUGGUGUUCCCCGUGGCGCGGUUGCGGGCCCGCGUGCAGAACUCGGCCAAGGCGUUCGCCCCCGGGUCGCCGGGCGAGCGGCCGGGCGCCCCGGAGAGGAAGCGCUCCAGCUUCCUGGAGGGGACGCUGAGGCGGAGCUUCAGGAGCGGCUCGCUGAGUCGGCAGAAGCUGGAGGAGGAGAACAGCCUGGAGGCGUGGAUGAGGGAGGAGGCGGCGGCGGUGAAGGCCAGCCUGACGGACAAGUGGAGGAAGCUGCAGGGGAUGAGCCAGCAGCAGGCCAUGGUGAAGUACAUGAGCGUGGUGGAGGAGUGGCAGGGGUACGGCUCCACGCUGUUCAACGUGGAGAGUCGGGACGGAGCCUUCCCCCUGGAGCUGUGGCUGGGCGUCAGCCGGGAGGCCGUAUCGGUGUACAAGCGGGGGGAGGCGUGGCCUCUGGAGGUUUUCCCGUACGAGCAGAUUCUCUCGUUCGGAGCUCCGCUGGCGAACACCUACAAGAUCGCCGUGGAGGGCCGCGAGCUGGUGUUCGAGACGCAGAUGGUCAUGGACAUCGCCAAGCUGAUGAAGGCCUACAUCAGCAUGAUCGUCAAGAAGCGCUACAGCAACUGUCAGUCCGUCAGCAGCCACGGCAGCCAGUGCAGCGCCUGACAGCGAGGGUUUGGACCUUAAAGUCGACUUCAUAACCGUUGAUGAAAGUAACCUGAGGACGUUACCAUGACGAUGAGUGUUCAGGCCCAGGCUUUGAUGUUCUUUGGUUGCCAGCUUUCUCAAAACUAAAAAAAAUACACUACAAUCCUUAUUUCUAAUCAAUGAAAAUAGUCAAUAUUUUUAUGUUUUGUGUAGUAAUUUGCAUCAUGAAGGCCUCAAUAUCCUUGAACAUUACAUUUUGAAUAAGAGGAUGACAGCUACAGUCGUUCAGCCAAAAGAGGUGGAAGCCAACUUUAUCUCCUCAUUGCAGCCUCUUGUUUUGGAGGGAAAGCGUUACUUCCUGGUGCUGAAGCCCCGCCCCCUCUGCUGUGGAACCACAUUCGGCUCGACUUUCUCUGAACUUAAAACCUCUCUUUAGGAUCCAUCAUUUGUCCUUUUAUAGUUUUAAUCUCUUUUGUUAGACAAUCAAAACGUCCAUUUCUGGAUCUUUUUCCCAAAGACGAUAAAAUGAAGAUAUAAAAGUACAUUUUGUUUCUAUUGGACACAAACUUCAACCUGUCCUCCAUCACUUCAGGGUCCAUAUUUGGGCUCCUUUGACGUUUUCUUGUAAAAUAAGAUGCUCCUCUUCUUUGGCACAUGAUCGAUAUUCUACAAUCGCACUUCAGAACGCAGCGAAACGCGAGAAGAAGCUCAAACUGAUGCUUCGCGGCGGUGGAACAUCUGGUGGACCUUAUUUUAUGCAGCGUGACUUUUCUGUGGAGCUCCGCGGGCGGCAGAUCCUCCAAAGACGCAGGUUUCUCCCUCGGUGCCUUCCUGUAUAUUCUGUACACUGUUACCUUCUCUUUUUGCUAUAAUGUGCAAUGUUUUUUAUAUAUAUAUAUAAAUAUACAUGUAUAUUAUAAUCACAUGGCUGUACAUUUUAUACUGCGAGUCUUCGUUUCUUCUCCUGAAUGGUUACAAUGUUUUUGUUCCCCGACUGAUGAAUCAUGUUUUUUUUUUUUUAAUCUGUAUUAACUUGUGUAUUCAAUAAAUACAAGAUUACGUA